Molecule: messenger RNA, 4057 nt
Organism: Bufo gargarizans (Asiatic toad)
Lineage: Eukaryota; Metazoa; Chordata; Amphibia; Anura; Bufonidae
Product: paired box protein Pax-6-like
Exons: 8
Coding region: 1-846 (281 amino acids)
Biological process (GO): anatomical structure development; regulation of transcription by RNA polymerase II
Molecular function (GO): DNA-binding transcription factor activity, RNA polymerase II-specific; RNA polymerase II cis-regulatory region sequence-specific DNA binding
Source: RefSeq, a predicted model, not a curated record
AUGGGGGCUGAUGGCACUGAUCAGAAGAUCAGAAUGCUGAACAUACAGAACGCCUCUUGGGGCAGUCGCCAGGACUGGUACCAGGACAAUCUAGUGACCAGCCAGCCCAAUCCAGUGAUAGACAGUUGUCAGCAACUGGACAGCAGUCUAGAUUCGGAACAUCAGACGGGGGCAGUAAAUGAUGACCUGGAUGACUCCCAGAUCCGGUUGCAACUGAAACGCAAACUUCAGCGUAAUCGAACUUCAUUCACUCAGGAGCAGAUUGAAGCAUUAGAAAAAGAGUUUGAGAGGACGCAUUACCCUGAUGUCUUUGCCAGAGAGAGAUUGGCGGCAAAGAUCGACCUGCCUGAAGCACGGAUCCAGGUAUGGUUCUCCAACCGGAGAGCCAAAUGGAGACGAGAAGAAAAACUCAGAAACCAGAGACGACAAGCGGGUAAUGCUUCCAGCCACCUUUCCAUCAACAGUUCAUUCUCCAGCAGUGUCUAUCAGUCCAUACCACAGCCCAGCAGCUCAGGGUCCAUGCUGAGCCGCAGUGAAGCAGCUAUAACGAACAGCUAUGGUUCUCUUCCUCCUUUGCCAAGCUUCACAAUGCCAAAUAACCUUCCCAUCCAGCCGGUAGCCAGUCAGACCUCUUCCUAUUCCUGCAUGAUACCACCAAGUCCUUCAGUGAGUGUCCGCAGUUAUGAUGCCUAUACAGCUCCUCAACUUCAGACUCACAUGAAUAACCAGAGUCUGGGGUCCAGUGCAAGUGGCUCCACAGGUCUGAUCUCUCCAGGCGUUUCUGUUCCUGUCCAAGUACCGGGAGGAGACCCAGAUCUGACUCAAUACUGGCCCAGGCUUCAGUGAAGAAAAAAAGGACAAGUAUGGAUUAAGUCUGACUGCUCAUAUUCUUGUGUAACGAAGACAUCAAUCACUGUCGUGAAUCAACAGACCUCUAUGUUAAAAAUGGAAAAAAAUAUACCGUAUUCACCAGCUUUCUUAAUCAUGACUUAUCAAUAUCGUCAUCACAAGAACACCCAACCUUAAGAAGUCUACAACAGUCUUCUUUGAACUAUUUAAAAAAUGGCUGAUUAUCAUAAGAUGUUCACACCAUUUCCCAUGUUUUGUAAAGUAGUGUUACCACAGAUCAGCAGUUGGUAAAAACUCAGUUGAGAAUAAGAAGCUUUUUUUCUACAGCCAGAAAUUUAUCAAAGAAUCUGAUUCUGCUGAAAAGAGCUGUUAAACAAAUGGAUAUUGUUGAGUUCAGGUCUAAACAUCCGCACCUCUGUCUGUCUUUAGAAAACUCCCUGGUGUUAAGAACAGUGCUUUCAAGAUUUAACUUCUUACAAGAAAAAAGAGGAAAUAAGUUAUGUAAAACCAAAGGUACUUCUAACAUUGCACCACCUUAUGCUGUAUAAAGUAGGUCUUCACUGGCAUGAUUGUCCUGCACUGAUAUUUCUCAUCUGGAUGGGUUCCUAUUGUUUUUUAAGGAUGUUUGGAUGAUACUACUAUAAUACCCAGUGUCGAUAAUGCCUGGGAAAUUUCAUUUAUAGACAUAGUAUACUGUGCAAAGGUGUUAGGCAGAUGUGGAAAAAAAUCAGCAGCAUAAGAAGUGUUAUUAGAAGUGUUAUUAUUAUAACAAAAUGCACAGAAUGAAAAAAAAAGAGAAAUGUAAAUCAAAUCAAUAUUUGGUGUCAAAUCAAUACCUUUGCUGUCAAAAGAGUAUCAGUUCUUCUAGGUACACUUGCACACCAUUUAUUAGAGCGCUAAUCACAGAUCUUCUGUGGAUGUAGGCUUAUUCAAAUCCUUCUGUCUCUUCAUGUAAUCACAGACAAACUCAAUAAGGGCCUGCCUGUAUCAAACUGUUUUAAAGAAGCACAAAAAAACAGACAACAUUGAGGACCGUAGAUGCAGUGGUCGGCCAGGAAAACAGUGCAGUCGAUGAAAGACACAUCAUGCUUACUUCCCUUCGAAUUCGGAAGAUGUCCAGCAGUGCCAUCAUAUCAGAACUAACAGAAACCUGUUUGACCUAGGUACACACAUCCAUUGUUUGGAGAAGUUUGGCCAGAAGAGGUCUUCAUGUAAGAAUUUCAGCUAAAAAGCCAUACCUUCGAUGAGGAAACAAGGCCAAGCGACUCAAUUAUGUAUGAAAACUGAGGAACUGGGAUGUAAAAAAUGGCAGCAGGUGCUGUAGUCUGGUGAAUCAAAUAUUUGGCUGUAACAGUAGGCACUUUGUUCGCUGAAGGGCUGGAGAACAGUAUAAUAAUGAGGCAACAGUGAAGCCCGGUGGAGGUUCCUUGCAAGCUUGGAACUGCAUUUCAGCAAAUGGGGUUGGGGAUUUGGAUUUAGGUCAGAAUUAAUGGUGUUGUCAAUGCUGAGAAAUACAUGCAAUACCAGAGAGGCUACGUAAUAGCGCCAAACUUACAUAGGACAAUGACCUAAGACAUGCAACCAAUGUUAUUUUGCGGAUGUGACGUCCCGAAUGAGGAGGUUCAAAUGCACCCAUACCAGAAGUGAAUCUCGGCACACCCCUGACGAAGCGGAGCGAAACCCAGGUCGGACAGUGAUAUUUUAUGUGAUUUGAUUAAGACAACAACUUUGUAAGUACAAUAAAGUGCGAUUACUUUUAUCUAUACGUGGUGACCACUAUGUAUGCAUUUUUUCUUAAGGCUGCAGCGCUGGAAUAAUGGGCAGAAACGAGCAUUGCGGUACCUGCAUCCAGCACUGAAGUAUAUUGCCGUAACAAGAGAAGUGUGAAUGCCCGUGGGCUAAGAGACAGCAAGCAGACUUUUUUAGUUGCGUUGAGCAUACACUGGGAGACUGCACUUUUGAUUGUUCACCUUUACCACUUGUUUAGUUUGCGCAGAUCCGCUACCCCUUUUCUUUUGCUUUUUAUACGGAGGACUGGGAUAACUCCUCAUAGGAUCUUGCAGCAUACAAUACGCAUGUGUAUUAAAAAAUCACCAAUAAUUUUUGUUUAAUGUUGUUAAGCCUUCAGCAUAAAGAAGAACAAGGAGUCCUGGAAGUGAUAUGACUCCCACAAAGCCCUGAUCUUAGCGUCAUUAAGUCUAUCUGGAAUUACAUGAAGAGACAGUAUGAUUUGAGCAAGCCUACAUCCACAGAAGAUCUUAGUUCUCCAAGAUGUUUGGAACAACCUCCCUUCUGAGUUCCUUCAAAAUCCGUGUGCAGUUGUACCUAGAAGAAUUGGUUUCAGGUGAAGGGUGGUCACACCAAAUAUUGAUUUGAUUUAGAUUUCUUUUGUUCAUUCACUUAGCAUUUUGUUAAUGGAUACAAAUAAACUAUUUACACAUCUAUUAUGAAAACAUUUGCACAGUACUGUAUAUUAAACCCAGAAAUUUGCAAAGGUGGAGGGGACUAUGGUAUGUGAUUUGAUUUUUAUCUCUUCUAAGAAAAUUUUGGUUUGAGUUCCAAAAAUCUUACUUCUAUCACUUCCAAGCAAACUAGGAAACUGAAUUCUAGGAAGGCUUUCUAAAAGGUCCUCGGACUAAAACCAAACAUGGUGGUCACCAGUUGAUAAUGGUCUUUAAAAAAAGGGUGGCUCUCCAAAGGUAAGAAUUUUUACGGUACUUCCUUCUCACGGAGGAGAUACUGCUUACAGAAUCAAGUUCACUGGUGACCACGAUUUAAACGUUUCAUAGCACUGUGGAGCCAAACCAGUUGUCCAUUAUACAAAUCCUUUAGAAAAGUAUGUCAAAACCAGGAGGCCCCUAAGUAUAAUUUUUGGGUGAGUGAAAGAUUGGGCUUAAUGGCACUAUAUCCUGACAUUUCUGGUUGUUGAAAGGGAGAUAACCUUCAAUUCUCCAAAGAGAUUCUUUUCAGAGGAAUUUUCCUUUCUCUCUAGUAAAUAAAGGGUCAAGAACAUCAGAUCUCCCUCUAUUAACACAUACUAAUCUCAGUAUUUUAUUUAAUUUUUUACCGGAUAGCCCCUCCAAAGGCUAUGUACGGGACAAUAAUUUUUUAUUAUUGCAUUAUACUUAUUUUGAACAAAAUUUUUUUUCAAUUGGUCUUUAUUAAGAAUAUGGAAUCCUGUUUUGUGUUCUUAGCUUAGAUGCUAGAG